Messenger RNA from Rhizophagus irregularis DAOM 181602=DAOM 197198, 330 nucleotides. NCBI's taxonomy places the organism in Eukaryota, Fungi, Glomeromycota, Glomeromycetes, Glomerales, Glomeraceae. The record is from RefSeq and is a predicted model, not a curated record.
AUGAUUGAAGAUGCUAAUCCCGAAUUAAAAGGAUUCUUUCCUUCAAUGGUUAAUGCUAUUAUUCCUAAAGACCGAUCAGAAUAUAAUAAACAGGAAGCCAAAAAAUCAAUUGUUGCUCUAUGUUAUAUAAUUGCUGGUUUGCGUAACAAAUUCGUUAACCAAUUCAAGACAGAAGUUGGAUUGUAUUUGGUAGCAUCAGGUGCUACAUGGGAAGCUAUUGAUACAUUAUCAAGUAUUGGAUAUUCAGCUUGUGCUAAAACAGUUAUGGACUAUCAGAAGAAGAUUCAAUUGAAUCACAUAACCAAGAUUGAAGAUCACUUUUUUGAAAAG